Physella acuta is the source of this 1058-nucleotide messenger RNA. Its product is annotated as tubulin polymerization-promoting protein family member 2-like. Lineage: Eukaryota; Metazoa; Mollusca; Gastropoda; Physidae. Gene Ontology annotation, molecular function: tubulin binding. Gene Ontology annotation, cellular component: microtubule. Gene Ontology annotation, biological process: microtubule polymerization; positive regulation of protein polymerization; microtubule bundle formation. The record is from RefSeq and is a predicted model, not a curated record.
GUAUCGACCUUCGAUCCAGCCAAUGAUUGGAAAGUUGGUAAAGUUCGCUCUGCUGUUACUUCCUUACACGUCCAGCGUAUUGUCUACAGUAGUUCACGACCGUCUGAGGUUUCACGUGGUGUUGAAGAAAAACAUCUUUGAACUGACAAAAUGGCAUCAGGAAAUGUUGGCGAUGUGAAGAAAUGUUUGUCCAAGUUCAAGGACAGGUCAGAGACCACCGAGUGCCUGAAGCUGACCAACUUCAUCAAGUGCCUGGAGAGCUGCGACUGCAAGCAAUACAAGACUACAGUCGAGGCCUCCAUAUGGGCCAUCUUUCAGGAUAAAGCGAAAAAGGUCGCCAUCGACAAAAUAGCUACCGAUCUUAUUAAUGAGGUAGCCGCAGACGUGAUCGCCAAAAAGAGGAAGCAAACCAAAGGGAGAGCACCAGUGGAUGAUCCUGAAGUCCAAACGUUGGCCAAUGAAAUCAGGGCUAAGAUUGCUGCUAAAGCUGGGGAUGAACAAAAAGCCAUAAAGGUUGACGCAACAACCGCCCGUUUAACAGACGCCUCGGGGUACACUGGCUCACACAAGGAAAGAUUCACUGCUGAUGGGAAAGGGAAGGGUAAGGAGGGUAGGGCUGACGUGGCUGAAAACACUGGAUACGUUGGGAACUACAAGGGUGCUGGCACUUUCGACAAAAAACAUUAAUUUUUGUGUCUCAAAAAUUAAACAAAUACAUGUUUUUGUUUUGUAAUUUUUCUUCUUCAUCUUUUGUGAUCAAUGUUUUUUUUUUAAACCUGCAAGUACGUUAAUUAAAACAUUCCAAUGUAAUCUUACAAAGAUUUUAAACUGAUUAGAAUUAGCUUGUCUAAAUACAAAGCUGCUAUAGUUAAUAAAUGUCAACUUUACUAUUUCUUUAAGCCUUUUGUAUGACAGUGAUAUAUAUAUCACCUGUUUUUAUACUUCAUCUUAUUUUGUGUUCAUUGAACAUUUUAUAUAUACACCAUAAGAUUCCAUCCAUCUUAUAACUUUUUUUUUAAAUGUGUAAAUAUGAAUAAAAUAAACAGUUAAAACAACCA